Molecule: messenger RNA, 991 nt
Organism: Balearica regulorum gibbericeps (East African grey crowned-crane)
Lineage: Eukaryota; Metazoa; Chordata; Aves; Gruiformes; Gruidae
Source: RefSeq, a predicted model, not a curated record
CAGUAGCAGAAUUGAACGUCUUACAAGACAGCAAUGGCUUUUUCUCUAGAAUUUGAAUAUGGAGGCCACAGGGACAGAUGAAGUAGAAAAGAUAAAAUCAAAGUUUAUGUCGGCAUGGCACAACAUGAAAUACAGUUGGGUGUUGAAAACAAAAACUUACUUCAGUAGAAACUCUCCAGUCUUUCUGCUGGGAAAAUGUUACCACUUCAAAACCGAUGAAUCUAGUGAACUCUCUUCAGAUGGGUCCAAUUUUGAUAAAAUCAACACGGAGAUUUCAGGAAAUGUUGAGGAGUUUCGUAAAGAUUUUAUUUCUAGAAUAUGGCUGACUUACAGAGAGGAAUUUCCUCAGAUAAAGGGGUCUGCAUUAACAACAGACUGUGGCUGGGGUUGCACACUGAGAACUGGUCAAAUGCUGCUGGCUCAAGGUCUUAUGCUUCAUUUUCUCGGUAGAGCCUGGGUCUGGCCAGAUGCGUUGGAUAUUGACAAUUCAGAUUCUGAAUCAUGGACAGCCCAUACAGUGAAAAAGCUGACAGCAUCAUUCGAAGCAUCACUUACAGCAGAAAGAGAACCCAAGAUGCUGUCAAAUCAUCAUCAGGGAACAAUAAAGAGGAACUGUGAUGACAAUGAAAUGAGAAAUGAAGUUUAUCAUAGAAAAAUAAUUUCUUGGUUUGGUGACUCUCCACUGGCAGCUUUUGGCUUGCACCAGCUAAUAGAGUAUGGAAAGAAGUCUGGAAAAAUUGCUGGAGAUUGGUAUGGGCCUGCAGUUGUUGCACACAUUUUAAGAAAAGCUGUUGAAGAAGCAAGAGACCCUGAGCUACAAGGAGUAACAGUCUAUGUUGCUCAGGAUUGUACAGUCUACAGUUCAGAUGUUAUUGACAGACAGUGUUCUUUUAUGGACUCUGGAAAAGCAGACACAAAAGCUGUAAUUAUAUUAGUUCCUGUGAGACUCGGUGGAGAGAGAACAAACAUGGACUACUUAGAGUUUGUAAAG